Molecule: messenger RNA, 2208 nt
Organism: Macrosiphum euphorbiae (potato aphid)
Lineage: Eukaryota; Metazoa; Arthropoda; Insecta; Hemiptera; Aphididae
Source: the annotation of a GenBank genome assembly
AUGUAUACGGGUACUAGUGCUGACCAGGAUACUAGAUUCAGUGACAAAGAAAAAAAGCUUUUGAAACAAAUGAAAUUUAGUGAAUCUUUAAACGCUAAGGUUGAUAUGAAUAAAGUAAAACUAGAUACUAUCAAACCUUGGAUUGGUAAAAGAAUAACAGAAUUGCUAGGAAUGGAAGACGAUGUUGUAGAAGAAUUUGUGAACAAUCAGCUUGAAGCCGAUACUUGGCCUGAUCCAAGAAAAAUGCAAAUAAAUCUCACUGGUUUCUUGAAUGGGAAAAAUGCUCGAGUAUUUAUGACGGAUUUGUGGGAAUUACUUUUGUCUGCACAGGAAUCUCCAUCGGGAAUCCCCCCUAAAUUUAUUGAGCAAAAAAAAGAAGAGUUAAAAAAGAAAAUGGAAGAUCAAGAGCGUGUGGGAGAUAUGAUUAAGAAGUUUGAAAAAGAUAAAGAAGAUAGAGAAAAAGAAAGAAAAAAAGAUAGAGAAAGAAGGAAAAGUCGUAGUAGAUCACAUACACGCGAUCGUCGUAGCAGAUCUAGAGAUCGCCAUCGUGAUAAACGUGAUAAAGAAAAGGAAAGAGAUAAAUAUAAAGAUCAUGAUUCAGAUAAAAUACGAGAAAAACAUACAAAAAGAGAUUCUCGUUCAAAGUCAAAAGGAAAACUUGUGAGUAAUGGACAUACUUCACCGACUAAAAAAGAAAAAAGUCGUAGUUGUUCACCUAAAAAUGAUAUUAUCUCAACUGAAGAAAAAACUACUAAUCCAAAGACUUCAGUUUCGCCUGCUAAAGACAAAGUUGUAGAAACAAAUAAUAAACCUAAACCUAAAGAACGAUCAUUAUCUAGAGAUUCUACUAAACGCAGGGAGAAAAAACGGCAUCAUUCUUCUUCAUCAAGUCGUAGUUCAUCAUCAUCUAAUUCUUCUUUAAGCCCUGACCGUAAAAAAGAUUUUGAGAUUCAGAAAAAAGAAAAUAGUAUCCAAAAAAAAAGACAAUACCGAACAAAUAAAGAUGAAUCGUCUGGAAGUGAAUCGGACAAAGAUAAAUCUACAGAUAGAAGAGAUCGUCGUGAUCGUUCAUCUUCUCGAUCAAGGCGUCCAUCUAGACAUGCUUUCAAUCGUGGCCGCUAUCGUGAAAAAAGUCGUGAUCGUUAUUAUAGAGAUAGGGAAAGGGAAAGGGCAAGAGAAAGAGAACGUAAUCGCCGUGAUCGUGAGCGGGAACGUAGAGAUAGAGAAAGAGCAAUUCGUGAAAGGGAACGUGAACGUGAUAGACGUAGGCAAAGAGAAAGAGAAGAAAAAUCAUCACCUCGAAGAAGGAAAUCCAGAAGCCCUGAAAGAAAAUCUAGAUCAGGCAGCAGACAUACAAGAUCUCGUUCAAAAUCUAAAAGGAGACCAAGUGGAAAAUCACGUAGCAGGGAACGCACUGUUAAGGAUUCUAGUAUUGUUUCUCCCACAAAAAAAGAUAACACUUCAAAAUCAAAGGCUUCUCAAGAAAGUUUAUCUAGAACCCCUUCACCUUUUAAGAAAGUUGAAGACAAAGCAGAACGUAAACCAGUAAAAGAUAGAUUGGGUGUUAGAGAUGAACAAAAUUCUAAAUCUUCUCAGCCACAAAGAUCAAAAGGGCAAUCUCCUUCAUCGGAAAAAAAAAAUAACGCUGAUAAAAAAAAUUCAUCUAGUUCUAGACGAAAGUCAUCAACAUCUCCUGCUAUUAAAAAGAAAGAAGAAGAUAAAAUAGAAAAAGGAAAAAAACCUAUGAAGAAAUCUGACACUUCUGAUGCCGAAAACACCAAAAUUAAAAAAAAAGAAGAAUCAAGUUCUUCAGAUGAAUCAUUUAAAAAGUCUAAAAAGAAAGUUAAAAGAGAUUCUAGUUCAGAUGAUGAUAAAGUAAAAGCUAAAAAACGUAAACUCAAGGAUUCUACUUCAUCUGAAGAUGAUGAUUCUAAGAAAAAAAAGAAACGCAAAAAGAGAUCGUCUAGUUCAAGUUCAGAUGAAAGUGACAGAGAUGACAAAAAAAAGAAAAAGGACAAGAAACAUAAAAAACAUAAGAAGCAUAAGAAACACAAAAAACAUAAGAAACGCAAGACUGAAGAAAGUGGUUCUGAUGCCAAAUCUGGAGAUGAGUCGGAACAACGUUUAAGGGAGAAGGCACUGCGUACUAUGAAAAAGAAAAAUCAGGCUAAACAUGAUGGAACCCCUAACAGUAAUAGCAGUGAUUAA